Molecule: messenger RNA, 1085 nt
Organism: Ceratotherium simum simum (southern white rhinoceros)
Lineage: Eukaryota; Metazoa; Chordata; Mammalia; Perissodactyla; Rhinocerotidae
Gene: PIGL
Product: phosphatidylinositol glycan anchor biosynthesis class L
Cellular component (GO): endoplasmic reticulum
Molecular function (GO): N-acetylglucosaminylphosphatidylinositol deacetylase activity
Source: RefSeq, a predicted model, not a curated record
GGAACGCAAUUUCCGCGAGUGCGGUUUUCCCGCCGGAGUCAGGCUCAGCGACAGCCGUCCCUAUUGCGCAGGCGCAGUGCCACCUACAGAGCAUGGAAGUGGUGGGUCUUUUGUGUUUGGCGGCGGCGGUCCUAGCAUGGGGUUUCCUGUGGGUUUGGGACUCCUCGGAACGAAAGAAGAGUCAGGAGCAGGCUAGCCUGCUGGGAGGCGGAAGCCGGACCCUCCUGGUGAUCGCGCACCCCGACGAUGAAGCCAUGUUCUUCGCCCCCACUGUGCUGGGCUUGGCCCGCCUGAGGCACCGGCUGUCCCUGCUCUGCUUCUCCGCAGGAAAUUACUACAAUCAAGGAGAGAUUCGUAAGAAAGAACUUUUGCAGAGCUGUGAUGUUUUGGGGAUUCCACCCUCCAGUGUAAUGGUUAUUGACAACAGGGAUUUCCCAGAUGACCCAGGUGUGCAGUGGGACACAGAGCAUGUGGCCAGCGUCCUCCUCUGGCACAUAGAAGAGAAUGGCAUCAACCUGGUGGUGACUUUUGAUGCCGGGGGAGUGAGUGGUCACAGCAAUCACGUUGCUCUGUAUGCGGCCGUGAGGACCCUGCACUCAGAAGGGAAGUUACCUAAAGGGUGCUCUGUGCUCACGCUUCAGUCUGUGAAUGUGCUGCGCAAGUAUAUCUCCCUUCUGGACCUGCCCUUUUCUCUGCUUCAUACCCAGGAUGUCCUCUUCAUGCUCACCAGCAAAGAAGUGGCACAAGCUAAGAGAGCCAUGUCCUGCCACCGCAGCCAGCUCCUCUGGUUCCGCCGCCUCUAUGUGCUCUUCUCCCGCUACAUGAGGAUCAACUCGCUGAGCUUCCUCUGAAGCCCUGAAGAGUUUUCAGACCUGAGGAACAAAAGGAGAAGAAAGACCAGGAAGCCCAGGGACCUGUCCUGGAGGUAGUGCUGGCUUAUCUCCCUGAGCCAAAGGAGAUCCCAGCAUAGGGUGGCCUCCCAGAGCUCGCCUCCCAGAGCUCUGCUCAUCCACAUGGUCAGACUCUAAUGAAAGGGAGGCCAUGCAGGACAACGGGCUGUCCAAACUUCCGUCUCUUCCUCUGGG